Messenger RNA from Trichoderma atroviride IMI 206040, 843 nucleotides. RefSeq lists its product as uncharacterized. The record is from RefSeq and is a predicted model, not a curated record. NCBI's taxonomy places the organism in Eukaryota, Fungi, Ascomycota, Sordariomycetes, Hypocreales, Hypocreaceae. Gene Ontology annotation, cellular component: membrane.
GUCGAGAAGACAGUCAUCUCAAAUAUCAUCAGAAAAAAAGGGCAGCUUGCCGUCAACACCACCCAACAUGGCUCUCGGAAUGAUUACCAUCAUCCACAUUGUCCUUGCCGUCCUCGUAAUCAUCGAGCUGGGCAUUACAGGAUACCUUGUUAACAAGACAGACGGCUGGCUCGCCUCAUCGCCGGCCACAUAUGCAUUCCUGCUGUUCGACUCAAUCUGGAGCUUGUUCGUUCUCAUCUAUCUGGCCAUUACGCCCAUCUACCUUGCUCGCCUCUACCACGCUCUUGGCGCCUUUGUCCUUCUGGUCCUUACGACGAUUUUCUGGUUUGCAGGUGCCAUUGCCUUUGCGUGCUUCGUUGGCGCGCCAGCCUGCCACGGAAACGGCUGGUGCCAGACCAAUGAAGCCGGCGUUGCCUUUGCAUUCUUCUUGUGGGCUGGCUUCCUGGCGCUCACCGUUCUUGAGGGCUUGACUACCAUGAGGGGCCAUGCGCGGGCUGACAAGACCACCCCCUCCAACGUCUAAGUGGCAAGUGGACGCUGAUUUACAUGCGACAACGAUGCGACAAGCGAAACGAUGCAAUGAGAUGCGAUGGAUGAUGUGUCGAUGUGGGUUUGCGGGACCCAGGCUGAUUUUUGGUUUAUGCUUAUUGCGUGGGAUUGGAGGGAUGAUACCCUAAUGCUACCUUGAUUCCUGAUUUCAUGAGUGGUUAUUACUAUUUGAUAGGUUGAUGUUUGGAUUUCUUUUUGCCCGAGGCAUUUGGAGACAGGCAUGUCAAAACGGCGACAGUAUGAUUUAAGUACAAGUAUGAUUUAAGUAUGAAAUAAAGUAUGAAUUCAUGAGGC